Chelonus insularis is the source of this 1749-nucleotide messenger RNA. RefSeq names its product zinc finger protein 3 homolog. Gene Ontology annotation, cellular component: nucleus. Gene Ontology annotation, biological process: regulation of transcription by RNA polymerase II. NCBI's taxonomy places the organism in Eukaryota, Metazoa, Arthropoda, Insecta, Hymenoptera, Braconidae. Gene Ontology annotation, molecular function: zinc ion binding; DNA-binding transcription factor activity; RNA polymerase II cis-regulatory region sequence-specific DNA binding. The transcript is spliced from 3 exons. The coding region runs from base 411 to 1661 and encodes 416 amino acids. The record is from RefSeq and is a predicted model, not a curated record.
UAACCUAGCGAUGCAAUGCUUUGUAUCAAACAGCUUUUAUUGUGAAUUCAGGCAUCUCCAUUGCAAUAAUUCAUACUUGUUUAAAAAAUAUCAUCACCAUGCUCUAAAAUAAGAUGACAUGAAAAUAAGAAAAUUUUCAUGUCUCCAAGCAAUUUCAACGUUUAUGUAGAUGAUAUUUAUUUUUGAAAUGAUUUAUUUUUUUCAUUAUUUUUUUAAAUUGAACUGCAUCAGUUACAUCGAGAUUCUCCAUCUCGAUGUUACCCAUCUUCGAGAUAUCGAUGAAUGCUUUUGUUAUCGACAGUGGUCAGUUUGACAGAUCGAUUCUGCGUAGUGUUGUUUGUGGAUGGGAAAUUUUUUUUAUUUUAUGUCACAAUAAUAAGUUGUAGUGUUUUUGUUUUUAUUGACUGAAAAUGUCGUUGUUAGACUUUGAAAAUGUAUGCCGAUUGUGCCUGAGACAGGAUAAUUUAAUGUCUUCAAUAUUUGAAGAAAAUAAUGAAAAAAAUUCGGAGUUAUUAGCUAGAAGAAUAACCUGUAUUGCUCGUGUUGAGGUACAUCCUGAAGAUGGGUUACCUACUUCUAUUUGUGAGGAAUGUAAAAGCCAAGUGGAGCAAUUUUACAAGUUUAGACUGCUGGUGGAAGUUUCAGACAAAACACUCAGGCAACAUUUAAAAUCAGCUCAUAAUUCUAUGGUCUACACAUUAACAAUUCCUUCUCUCAAUGAUGACCUCGGGAUGUGGGAAGAUAAUUUAAUUGAAAAUCAUUGUAAGGAAUCAGUGGAAGAAUUGAAAUGCAACGUUCCAAUUGAUGAAGAGAAUAGUUUUAAUAAUAACAAUAAUAACUCUGAAAAUAUUUCUAAUGAACCGGUAUCAGAGAAAUAUUGUUGUGAACUUUGUUUAGUUCAAUUUUGUACAUUAGAUGAUUUAAAAAAUCAUGUAGUAGAGCAUUGUUCAGUGACAAAACAGGUUACUAAGAAAGAAAGUGUCUCCAAUGUUGAUAGAACAUUAAUUGCGAAUCAAGAAAAUAAUCCACGAAGAUCAAACCAAGCUAAUAAGUCAAGUGAGGUGUGUUUAGUGAAAUGUGAAACUUGUUCAGAAUCAUUUACUAAAGCUUCUAUCAAGAAACAUAGUAUGAGAUGUGCCUGGAGGCAAACUGAGCUUGUGUGCGAAGAGUGUGGUAUGACGUUUAACAAGAAAUCGGAGUUACGUUAUCAUAAAGGAGCUCAUUUGCCAUCGCCUUUAAUGUGUGAACUGUGCAAUAAACAGUUUAGAAAUGUUCAGUCAUAUAAUAUUCACAUGAAAAGACAUACGGUUGGAAGUCGUUUUAGUUGUGAAACGUGUGGCAAGCGAUAUUAUACUAAUUCAGAACUUGCACGGCAUGUUCAAAAACACUCUGAUAAAAGGAAACAUCCUUGUCAUUUAUGUGAAACAGCCUUUUUAUCACGACCUGAGCUCAACCGACAUCUAAAGUAUCACAAUGGUGUAAAAAAGUUUAAAUGUAAUUUAUGUUCCAAAUCUUAUUAUGAAUCCGGACAUUUAAAAGUACAUAUGAGAGUUCAUACUGGUGAAAAGCCAUUUGUUUGUAAAUGUGGUAAAGCUUUCAUUACCAAAUCAAAGCUAAUAAGGCAUGAAAAAAUUCAUAAUAAAAAAAUGAGAUCUUGUUGAAGAGGUAUGUGAGGAGAAAAUUUCUAACUAAAUUCCUUUAUUGUAUAAUAUUUUUUAUUUAUAUAAUAAAAUACCAAAACUCAUGGAA